Messenger RNA from Zootoca vivipara (common lizard), 7129 nucleotides. Its product is annotated as sodium-dependent lysophosphatidylcholine symporter 1. Gene Ontology annotation, molecular function: symporter activity. Lineage: Eukaryota; Metazoa; Chordata; Lepidosauria; Squamata; Lacertidae. Gene Ontology annotation, cellular component: plasma membrane. The record is from RefSeq and is a predicted model, not a curated record. Gene Ontology annotation, biological process: carbohydrate transport.
GUAAGAGCUGUUCGGCAGUGGAAUUUGCUGCCAAGGAGUGUGGUGGAGUCUCCUUCUUUGGAGGUCUUUAAGCAGAGGCUUGACAGCCAUAUGUCAAGAAUGCUUUGAUGGUGUUUCCUGCUUGGCAGGGGGUUGGACUGGAUGGCCCUUGUGGUCUCUUCCAACUCUAUGAUUCUAUGAUUCUAUUCUAUGAUUCUAUGACUCUGGAACAAAAUAUAUGUGUGCUGCCAUAAUACUAAGGGAUGAGCAAUACCAGAAGCAGGUGACGUUGCUCUCAGACAGUGCGUGGAAGCAAAGAGCUGGCCAAGCCCUUCCCGGGUGCCACGGCCUGUGCCCUGCUUGGACAAGUGCCCAGGGGAACUUCAGGGUGCCAGCCAAGUAGGUGAAGUUUGGUAAAGCAUUAAUGGACGUGUCCAGGUCCCUGGCUGUGUCAUCAUCGCCUUCUCUUGUUGCCGCAAUGAAUCACACAGCACUCUCGUUCCUUCCAGAAAUGUGUCUGCCGUCCCCCAGCGGGGGUGCCUCCGAUUGGCCUAAUUACUUCCUGCCGUUGGGACAGGGAAGAAAAGGGUUAAAAGGGGGUAACAGGAUCAGUUGAAGAAAUUUGGGCACCAGAGGCGAUCUCCAAAAUGGCACGUCCUCCCACCAGGGAAGAUGGGAGGUGAUGUAUGGAAGUGAGAGCUGGACCAUAAAGAAGGCUGAUCGCCGAAGAAUUGAUGCUUUUGAAUUAUGGUGCUGGAGGAGACUCUUGAGAGUCCCAUGGACUGCUAGAAGAUCAAACCUAUCCAUUCUUAAGGAAAUCAGCCCUGAGUGCUCCCUGGAAGGACAGAUCGUGAAGCUGAGGCUCCAAUACUUUGGCCACCUCAUGAGAAGAGAAGAAUCCUUGGAAAAGACCCUGAUGUUGGGAAAGAUUGAGGGCACUAGGAGAAGGGGACGACAGAGGACAAGAUGGCUGGACAGUGUUCUCGAAGCUACGAACAUGAGUUUGACCAAACUGCGGGAGGCAGUGCAAGACAGGAGUGCCUGGCGUGCUAUGGUCCAUGGGGUCACGAAGAGUCGGACACGACUAAACGACUAAACAACAACAAUUUUCAGAGUUUAAUGCAGGAUGUGGAUGUCUUCAAAGUGUGAAAAGCCAGCUAUGCUGUGUUUUUGGGGGAGGCUUUCCUGCGCAUUUCUGCAGAGUGGGGCCCUUGACCUGUGCCCCAAAGUCCUCCCUCGAGUGCGCCACUUGGACAGGGGUGCAAUGCUCCCCUCAUGCCCUUAUGAAUUUCCCAGAGGCAUCCAGUUCACCAUUGCCGGAUGCUGGCCAAAGAGAACACCUUCUGAUCUACCAUUUAAAGAUCUGAUCCUUAACAUUUUCUUAUAUUUGCAUUAGAGAAGGCAGGGUUUGCUACCUUUGCGGGGUGUGGCUAUGUUCAAGAGGUGCUCUCCUCACCUGCUGGCAUCUCGUUUCCAGGUGAAACCAGCCUUGCCUCUCCACCGGAAAGUUUGCUAUGCGCUUGGAGGCGCCCCCUACCAGCUCACAGGAAACGCAGUCGGGUUUUUCCUCCAGAUCUUCUUGCUGGAUGUCGUGCAGCUGGAGCCUUUCCAUGCUUCGCUGAUCCUUUUCCUGGGGAAAGCCUGGGAUGCUGUGGCUGACCCCGCCGUCGGAUUCCUGGUCAGCAGAAGCCCCCGCCGGAGGUGGGGCAAACUGAUCCCCUGGGCCGUCUUCUCCACGCCAUUCGGGGUUUUCUUCUACACUAUGCUCUGGUUCGUCCCCUCAGAUUCCCUCUCUGUGUCACUGAAGUUCUUUUGGUAUUUGGUCAUGUACUGCCUCUUCCAGACCUGCAUGAGUUGCUACCACGUCCCUUAUUCCUCGCUGACCAUGUUCCUAGGAGGGAGUCAGAUGGACCGCGACUCUGCGACCGCCUACAGGAUGGGAGUGGAGAUGUUGAGCACCCUGGUGGGAUCGGGUGUCCAGGGACAAAUCGUCGGGAGUCACCACGCCAGCAUGAGGAAGAGGUGCGAUGUGGCUAAUGGCACCCUGGCAGACAACAGCUCUCUGCUUCCGGACGUGCUGGAGAAUACGCGCACGGCGUAUGUUGUCGCCUCCCUAGUGCUGGGCUCCCUUUAUUUCCUUUCCUGCUUGGUCCUCUUCUUGGGAGUGAAAGAGCAGCCAGGACGCUACACCCCUUUGGGGAAGACCAGACUCCCCUUCUUUGCCAGUCUGCGGGCUGUCCUAAGCCAUAGCUCAUACAACCGGCUCCUUGGAGGUUUCUUGUUGGCAUCGCUGGCCUUCCAGCUUGCCCAGGGAAUCUUUGCCUUCUUCUGCACUCACGCAGCUGGACUGCCUGGGAGCUUCCAACAUCUGGUGCUCAUCAUGCUGGUGGUCGCCUGCCUCUCCAUCCCUUUCUGGCAGUGGUUUCUGGUAAGGUUUGGGAAGAAGAUGGCUGUCUUCAUAGGCCUCUCGCUGAUCAUCCCGUCUCUCAUUGUUAUCACGGUUGUGACCCACAACUUCCUGGUCUACGUCUUCAUGGUCGCCCUGGCAGGAAGCAGCCUCGCCGUCCUCUACUUGUUGCCAUGGUCCAUGCUUCCAGACUCAGUGGACGAUUUCAAGCUGCAGAACCCCACCUGCCUCAACCUGGAAGCUUUCUUCUACUCGUUCUAUGUUUUCUUCAACAAGCUCGCAGGUGGCCUCUCCCUUGGCAUUUCCACCAUGAGUUUGCAUUUUGCAGGUUACAGAGCCACGGACUGCACACAUAACCCCCAGGUUAUCCUGACGCUGCAAAUUCUCAUGGCACCUGUUCCCAUUGCCCUGCUGCUCUCUUCCAUGGCCGUCUUCUACUCCUACCCCAUCGACGAGAAGCGGAGGAAGCAGAUCAGAGUGGAAAUGGAGGUGACUGGGCAUCAGGGUCAGACAGAACGCCCAGAAUCGGAGGCAAGUUAGUCUCUGGAGGGAAUUAAUUCACUCCCGGCCGUGAAGAAGAAGUCAUGACUACUUGCGGGAAAGUUGCUGAUGCGUCUUGCCUCCAGUUGCAACACUACAAAGGGCAGGUCUCUGGCUUCUUCCUUUUUUUUCAUCCAGGAGCAGCAGUGAAGACAUCUCGGGUGCUUGCGCAAGAUGCCAAAGAAAUUAACUCCACAGAGCUCAACAUUUUUACAACAAUCUCCUGCCCAGGGACAAAUCCCCGAGGAUGUGCUGAGGAUGGAACAAGCAGAGGCUUCGCUUUAAAAACUAGAACGAACUUCUUUCUCAGGGGAGCUGGUGGUUCUAGAACUGCAGGAACUUUUAAUGUACAUUUAUGUAACAAAUAUAUCUCUUGCCUCGGAAAGAGAAUGAAUUGUGCUACGAUUCAGUGACUCGUCUUCUGCACUUAUAUGAUUGAUGUAAGCUCCUCACAUAUGAGUAAGGAAACUAGGCCAAAUGCAUAUUCAAUUUCAGGACAUUUUAGGGAACUGGAACUCAGCUGCCCCGAGGAUGACCCCGGGCAGCUGCUCUCAAUAUCAUUAUGGGUCUCUCUCAACCUCAGUAGUUUUCCACAGGUAUUUUGGCCUUCUGCAAUCUCCAGAACAAAAAGCUAUCUUAUUUGCAAGCUGAACUGGGACCUCUAUGCAUUUAUCUGUACGGUGGCAUCCAUUUGAUGCCUCCCCAUGACAAGAAGAAUGCUUGUUUAGCUCAGUCUGGAGAGGCAGAGAGGGUAUGUUCUUAGUGGUAGAGCACAUGCCGUGAAUAUUGAAGGUCUCAGGUUCCACCAUCAGUGUCUUGAGUUAAAAGAUCUCAGGUUAGGAGGGCUGAGGAGCUGCUUGGAGAGCUGCUCUGCCAGUCAGAGUAGAUCAUCCUGAGCUAGAAGGAUCUGUGACCAGAGGGAAGUAAGAUGGGACUCACCCAGCUGGCCUGGCAUGAGUUGACCUUUCUCCAGGUCCUGGCUGGGACCUACCAUGACGUUAUUCUGAUAGGCUAUUAGCACAAGGUUACCAGACGUCCCCGUUUCCCGGGGACAGUCCCCGGAUUUGCAAAUCUAUCCCUGGAAAAAUUCUGUCCCCGGAUUUCAUUAAAUGUCCCCGGGAAAUGUGACACCCUGCUUUCCUGGAGUAAUAUGCAGCUGGGGGGGGGGUUGAAGAGUGCGAAAGAAGGGCUUUGCACCUUGCCCGGCAGAGAAACUGCGCCCCUUGCGUCCCUCCCGGGCAAUGGCACACUGCCUGCCUGUGUUUCCCAAGCCUCCCCUGAUCUCCUGCCCCCUUCCCCCUUCAUUUUGAGACAUCGUGGGUGGGCAGCCAUUGCCCAGGAGGGGCGCAAGGUGUGCGUUUUCUCUUCUGGGCAAGGCGCGGAGGGGUGAGAUGACUUCAGUCCCCUCGGCCAACUGGAGCAGUAGCAGAGCUGGCGCGGAGCUGGCAGCUGAGCGUGAACGAGAGCAUGUCCCUGACCGCUGGGAAUGGCAGAAGUCGAACUGGAGCAGGGAACCCUUAUGUUCUUUUAAGUUGAGGCUGCUUGAGUUGAAGUGCCUCCAUUGCAGGGGGGUUGGCCUAUAUGCCCUAAGGGGUCCUUUCCAAAUCUGUGAUCAUCCCACAGUCGUAUUCUCAAACUCUGCUUCCAACUCCACCCCCCAGGUUUCUCUGCUCCUCCGGACUUCUCAAGACAGCAAAACAGCUAUAAUAAUAAUAAUAAUAAUAAUAAUAAUAAUAAUAAUAAUAUAUAUUAUUUAUACUCCGCCCAUCUGGCCGCGUUUCCCCAGCCACUCUGGACGGCUUCCAACAAAACACUAAAAUACAGAAAUCCAUCAAACAUUAAAAGCUUCCCUAAACAGGGCUGCCUUGAGAUGCCUUCUAAAGGUCUGGUAAUUGUUGUUCUCUUUGACCUCUAGUGGGAGGGCAUUCCACAGGGUGGGUGCCACUACCGAGAAGGCCCUCUGCCUGGUUCCCUGUAACUUGGCUUCUCGUAGCGAGGGAACCGCCAGAAGGCCCUCGGAGCUGGACCUCAGUGUCCGGGCAGAACGAUGGGGGUGGAGACGCUCCUUCAGGUAUACCUGAUGUGUAGAUGUAAUUAGGAAUAAUAAAGCAUGUAAAUUUUUUUUUUAAGUGUCCCCGGAUUCAUUGGAAAAAAUCUGGUAACCAUACAUUAGCAUUAUGGGAAGCGCCCCAGGACAAGGCAAGCACAGAAUUGAACAUGCUAGUGAGACCUCCCUGACCCAGGCCAAUCCUUAGCUUCCAACCUCCCCUUGCCUGGCUACGAAAUAGCCUCGUAGUUUCCACUUUCCUGGUUACGGGAAUCGCCUCCCUCUGAGGGGAGACAAGCCUUUGGUGGACACCUGCACCCAACCUGGUCCCAGCUCCUGAGGACAUGAUGCCUGCCUGUUUGUGAGGCUACGGAUGCCAACAUCCUUUGAGCCAUUUAGCAACGGCAUCUUGUGGUCUGGUCUAUUUCAGUAUGUGCUAAUGUGGUUGCCAUGCACACUGAUGGCUUUUAUCUGUGUUUUUAACUAGACUGAGUCGUUAGUGAUUUGCCUGUUUAUUGCACUGAGCCAGUGCAACAAUACCGUAGGUGCUUUGUGAAUCACGCUGUGGAGCCAGGUUGACAUUUCAGAAAUAAGAUUCCUUUUUAAAAAUAAUAACAAUUAAUUGGGGUGUUCUUUUUCCAGGGGGAGGUCAGCUUCAGCUGACCAUGUCUCAGUCGCAGAAGCUUUAUUCUUCCAGUGCAAAUGGCAUUCCCCUUCGUGCCACUCAGUGCUAUGAGACUGGGAUCAGGGGGUCAGAGGUUGUGACUUAUUAAGGCAGGCCUGAGAUUUCCCCCCACUGGAAUCCUACCGCCAGGAAGAUAGAAGACAGAGAACACCAAAAUGUUGCAAAGCUUAAUGCGGCAUUUGGAUUCUCUCUCAAAAACAUAGACAGUUGCUGCAGCGUAUUGGGUUCAAAGAGACCUUCAUUCAACAUACACACCCAUGCUAUUAGACAAGCCGCUCUCCUCUAUUAUUAUUUUUUUCAAAAAAAAUGAUUGCUUUUAUGAAGACAAAUAUAUAAACAACAAAUAACACACACACACACACAAGAAAACACAACAUUACAAACAAAAACAAGAACAUAUAAAAGAAAAUAUACGUUUCACAAUUUUUCAUCCUUUCUAAUCAUUUUGGGGUGACUUCCCCAUAUCCACCCAUACUGCAUUUCACUGUAUUUCAACUUUAGCAAUUUAUAUUUCCUAACUUUUUAAACAUAUUUUAUAUUUAUCUAUACUUAUUUUAAAUCUAACCAUUAACUAUCAUUCUUUCAUAUUAUCCUUAAUCUUAAAAUAAUCUGUAAAACUACAACAUUAUACGCAUUUCCAAAUCCAUUUCAAACUAGCUACAGUAAUAUUGCAAUAUUUCUUCAAAUAAUCUUUAAAUUUCUUCCACUCUUCUUCCACCGACUUUUCUCCCUGGUCUCCCGGUCAGUUCAGCUAAUUCCAUAUAGUCCAUGAAUGAAAAUGACAAGCCACUCUCCUCUAGACACUUCAUCUGCAAUAUGGGGCUAGCUAUACUGACCCACCUUACAGAGUUGUUGUAAGGGUCAGAGUGUACGUGAAAUGGUUUGAAAACUCUAAAAGAGCUACGCAGAUGUGAUCUCUUUUUAUUACGGUCACAGCUAUGCCCAGAUUCCCGCCAGAUUCAGCCCUGCUACAUGCAAUGCUUCUCUGAUCCUGGGGAAAUAGAAGCCGUUGCGCUGCUGCUUUUGCUGAAAAGCAGCUGAUUUCUCGUCUGCAACCCAAGGCCAGAAACGCACUUCAGGAGUGGGCUGCUGCGUACAGCGUGUUCCUUUUCUGCCCCUGCCACUUCAUUCCCAUUAUAUUCUGGGUUGCUCCCUCCUCCUUCCAAAAGGCGGUGGCUUUGCGGUGCCAGGGAAAUCAAAAGCUGCUGUUAUCCCAUCCUACUAAAAGCUUCACAAUUGGUGUGAUUUGUAUUCAGGUAUUCUUGUAACUUGCAUGUUACACCGUGUGGGCUGGAAGAGUAACGAGCAUCAAGCUGUGCUUUAUACUUUGGAGUUUGACUGAAUAUUUGCAUUUUCCAAUGCUGACAUCUCUCGAGUUGUUUCGUUUCAACUGACAAAAGCUGCCUGUAUUUUGUAUUUUGUAUGCUUUGACAACCAAUACAGAGGUUUCAGUUUCCCCCCUUCUCAUGCA